Molecule: messenger RNA, 1160 nt
Organism: Rubroshorea leprosula
Lineage: Eukaryota; Viridiplantae; Streptophyta; Magnoliopsida; Malvales; Dipterocarpaceae
Source: the annotation of a GenBank genome assembly
CUUUCUCCCAAAAACAAAAUCCAACCUCCAACGGUCAGAAAACUCCGUUCUCUCUGCCUUCGGCAGUUCUCCCUCUCCUUCUCUGCAACCUCUAAUGGCGAAAACUGCCGGCUCUCUCUCUCCGAUCUUCUCGCCUCAACCCUUUCUCUCUCGGCGCUCCGAUUUGGCGUAAAAUUUUCUGUUUCUUAUUUCAUGAUUGCUUUCUGAAUUCUGUUUGUCAUCGCUUUUGGGCAUUAAUUUGGUGAUCAAAUCUUCAGUUAGGGUUUAUGUGUUUAGGAGUUUGAUAUUUCUGCAGGAUGCCUGCUAUUUUUUUCCCGUUUUAUACCAGUUACUGGUCUUUUACAUAGUCAGUGGACGGGAAAGUAUUAGGGUUUUUGUGAUUCUGACUAAUUAAUGCGAAUUUCUAUAUGAUGGUAACUUAUUUUCUUUGGGGAUGAAUUCCUAGUUUGCGUUACUUAACGAUUCCAUACUCUCUGUUUUUUUCUUCAAUUUUCCAUAUGAGUGUCUAUUCACCAUGCAAUGCAGAAUAACUAGUUUGUAGAGAGCACCAUCGGGGCAGCAAAAAUUUUUAUUGGAUACAUUUGAGUCUGUCCUCUGCCAUGUCCUGCAAUCUGUAUGACAGACUUGUUUCUGUCUGCUCACUGCAAUGUCCUCAGUACUCUUUUCCUAGAUCUGAUUGGUGGGUCCUAAAACCCUGUGGCUGUCUUCCACAAGAUCUGAUUUAGUCCAUUGUCAUACUCAAGUUCAUUUAAUGGAAUAAGCUUGAUUCACAGUAGAUACAGGAGUUGCUUGCCUUUUCUCAUUGACCAAAAAAAGCUUGCUGGGGUUAAGAAUCAAACACUGAGCCUACUAAUUAUUUCUUUCUGUUUUGAUUUGAUUGUUAAUGAGUUUCAUUGAUUUGGUUUAUUGUGCAACUCACUUUUCUGUCUGGUUUAUUGUGCAAUACAGAGAUGAGUAGGUCUUUUUGUGCAAAGCGUUAGUGUUUAGAUCUCCUUCUCCUUUUUUCUUUUGAUUGUUGUGUUUUUAUUUUCAUUUAUUAUGAAAUUGUAUCAUUAGACCUGCAGUGGAUUGGGAUUUUUCUUUUUGUAUUUAACUUUAAACUAGUCAUGUUACUUCACAGACACACACUCUAUAACACAGAACAAAGUCAAGUCUCAGCA